Messenger RNA from Arachis ipaensis, 1453 nucleotides. RefSeq lists its product as uncharacterized. Lineage: Eukaryota; Viridiplantae; Streptophyta; Magnoliopsida; Fabales; Fabaceae. The record is from RefSeq and is a predicted model, not a curated record.
GUGAACUCAUUGACCCAUUUUCUAACCCACCAAACCAAUUCUAUUUAAUAAUUGAUAAUCACACUUUUCACCCUCCACAUUCAAAAGCAUCAUCAUUUUUUCUCUUCAUUCUCCACACCACAAUUUCCACCUUCAAAAGCAUCACUUUCCAUUGCAAUAAUUCACAAACUUUGUUGUUAUGGCAAAACAUGAAAAACCACAACCUGGGUGUUUCUCUGGAUUCUUGCGUGUGAUCCUAUGUGCUGGAACUGGAACUAGUCCUCCAGUUCAUCCAUCUCAAGAUGAAUCAGAAAAUGUGGAUUCAAUUUCAAACAAAAGAGAUGCAUUGAUCCAUGAAGAUUUUGCUGCUACCCCCGGAUUGGUGGCAAGACUAAUGGGGUUGGAUUCUGUUCCCAACACCAACUGUUUGAUGAAAGGACACUCCCCAGAUUCAGUUCCAAGGAGUAGGUCAGUGAAUUUUGUGGACUACUUGCUAAAUUUCGAAGUAGGCCAAGAAAAUUUCCAUCGCCGGGCGAAGACUUCAGCCUCGUUUCGUGAGGUUCCGGCAUCUGCAUUGGCUUAUAGUCAGCAAAAACAAGAUCAUGAUCUUGUUGUGUUUCAUAAUUGGGAUUACAAUGUGGUUAAGGAUCAUGAAGCUCGACGCGAGUCGAGGAAAUUUGAAGUAGGGUUGAUGAAAGAAUCAAAGCAGGGGAAGAAACAGAGCAAAGAAACAGGGGAAAGGAAUCAAAGGAAGAACAAGAAGAUUUCAAAGUUGAAGAAUGAACCUAGAAGGGUUCCUUCUAACUCUAAUAUGAAUGGUAGAAAGGUUAGAAAGCAAAGUGAAGAUAAAGAUUGUUCUAGUGUCUCUUCAUGUUCUUCAAAGAGUUAUGGUUAUAGAUAUAGUAGUAGUGGUGGUAAUGGUGAUUGUGAUUCAAGCACAGGUUCUUGUUCUCCAUUAUUGCAAAGCAAGUAUAAGAAAGAGUUUGUUGAAUCAAAUCUCAAAAACAAGAUGAGAAAGAAGAAAUCACCAAAGAAGAUAGAGAGUGAUUGUGUCUCAGAAAAUCUCAGUCCAAUUUCAGUUCUUGAUGUCAAUGAUUCUCCUUCCCUCUAUGGAACAACUUCUCUAGAUGCUACACAACCCUUGCCUUCAAACUCAAAGUGGAAAUCUUCACCACUGAGAUCAUCAAGCGAUGGAAUUGAAGCCACAAGAAGCAAUGAGAAAGAUGGUGCUUAUGCCAACAUUGACAUCAACGGAGAAGUAGAAUAUUACUCAGAAUUAUUUUUAAAACUUUGCACAAUGAUAGAAAAGGAUAUAAGAGAGUUAGAUUGCACAACGAAGCAUGUGCACGAGGAUUUUGAGCAAAUUUGUUUGGUGUUUGAACACAAAAUUUUGGAUCUUUUAUUACACGAACUUGUCAAUGAUAUUGUGGAACUUUCAUGUUGAAUUUUUUUUUUUUUUUUGUGCGUGUGUGUA